This is a messenger RNA of Fonsecaea nubica, 2256 nucleotides long. RefSeq lists its product as hypothetical. NCBI's taxonomy places the organism in Eukaryota, Fungi, Ascomycota, Eurotiomycetes, Chaetothyriales, Herpotrichiellaceae. Gene Ontology annotation, cellular component: cytoplasm. Bases 1 to 2256 code for a protein of 751 amino acids. The record is from RefSeq and is a predicted model, not a curated record. Gene Ontology annotation, molecular function: oxidoreductase activity. The transcript has 5 exons.
AUGGCACCUUCUCCGCCUCGCCUGCGGAUCCUUUCAGUGGGUGGAAAUGCAGUUUCUGCUUUCCUGUCAUGGCGAUUGCAGGCCACCAACGCCUGCGACGUGACAUUGGUCUGGAAAGCCAAUUACCAGGCGGUUGCUCAAUACGGUGUCUCUUUCAAAUCCUCUCUGUACGGAAAUGAACGAUUUAAACCCAGAUACGUCGUCCAAAGCCCAGAAGAGGCAGCGAGCCAGCAGGCAGCCUUCGAUUAUGUCCUUCUCUGCAUCAAAGCCCUUCCCGACGUCUACAAUCUCGCAGAUAUAAUCCAAUCGGUCGUAACCCCUCAACAUACUUGCAUUCUUGUUAACACCACAAACACCCUGGGAGUGGAGCAACAACUCGAGGAACGGUUCCCUACAAAUGUUGUCUUGUCUCUGGUUUCUGGCGCCAAUUUGAUCCAACUUGGGUCAAGCGAGUUUGAACACACCGGCUCGACAGAAAUCUGGGUUGGCCCGGCCAGCAAGAAUGCCGCAAUUCCCGAGUCGAUCCAAAGAGAUAUGUCAGAGGCUCUAGCCAUGACCUUGACCACUGCUCAAGUAGACUGCAAAGUGUCCACAAACAUUAAGCAGCAGCAAUUCGAAAGAAUGAUAGGGCCUAUUGCAUUCCAUCCUACAAGCGUACUUUUCGAGAAGCCUCUCCUUUCGGACCUGAUCCGGUUGCCUGGGGUCCACGAACUGAUAUCUGAUGUCAUGGACGAAUUGUUAAGCGUUGCUCAUUCCCAGGACUGCAAAUUUCCGAGCAACUUUAAGGAGUCUACAAUCGAAUCCAUGAUCGGGUCAAGUCAGGAUCCCAGUACCAUGUACCAAGAUUUCACGGCCCGGCGUCCAAUGGAGGUAGAAACCUAUCUAGGUUCUCCUGUGGAAUUGGCCAAAAAAGCAGGCAUCAAAGUUCCCCGACUGGAGACUUUGUACACGAUGCUACGCCACGUCAACACUGUCAAUAAGGACCGUCCUGUCGCCUCUGCUUCGUUGCCACAAUCGCCUUCCGUGAUGCAACCGCCUCCUAGAACGAUGUCUCUCGCAAAUGCUGGUCCUCGACAACCAAACCAACCGCUUAACGGAGCCCCCCGGCCGAUGCGCGGUCCUAAUAUGGGACCACCCAUGGGACCGCAGGGUCGACGCGGCCCUCCUCCUGUGAACGGCUUCCGUGGACCGCCAAACAGUUACCCACCACGGGGACCAAGUCAAAUGCAGCGACGGCCCUCUUAUGAUGAGACGAACCUGGAUGAGUUCAGUCACGUUGUACUUUAUGACGAUCUACCCGAUGGCGACGUUGCCGCUAACUUCCCUGAUAAUGGAGGCCCCAACGCCGCAGCAUCAUUGCGUGAACGGGAAUUGAUGCUGCGGGAGAAGGAGCUGCACCUCAAACAACAAGAGAUGGCGAUGCGGAAUCGCCCGGGCCGAAGAACCUCGCACAAUCGCCACCAAGACUUUGACGAUGACGACGAUGAUGACGAUUAUUUCGACCCAAUGCAGGCACGCGGUCCCCCAAUGCCUCCAAUCGACCCCGACAAUUUUGAUAUGAUGAGUGUCACAUCCAGGCGGACGAAAAGGGCGACCAGUCAGAAUCAGUUGCGCAAAGAUGUCUUUGCAAAUGGGAACAACAUGCGUCCUGGAUCUUUCGGCCGGCCUAUGCUCAGCAGGCAUCGGACCAGCACCCAACUCCUGUCCGAUAUGCCUAUGCUGGGAGAGAAUAUCUUGGACAAUCCGAUGAUGAGCUUCUCGUCCAACCGGUACGGUUCAGUGGACCGCAAGGAAAUGGCGGAUGAAUCCCGCGCAAAUUCCCUGACGGCAAGCCGGCUCCAGGACCUUGGUGCAAAUGGGGGUCCGUACCCGGGUCCGCCUAGUAGACGGACAAGUCGAUCACCAGGAAAUCCAUUUAGUCCACCUGGGCGAGGGCCUAAUCGGCCCUCGCCUCCUAACGACCCUUAUAUGCAACCCGGACAGCGCAACGGCCGACCGUCUCCACCAGGAGGCAUGCCUGCACCAGUACCCAGAUAUCCUCCUGGUCAGGGCGGCAUGAUCCCUCCACAUCAAAUUGAACAGGCCGGGGUGAGCAAACCAUUCCCACCACCAAAAGCACCUGUGAAAAGUCUGACUGGAAGUGCCAGUGCUAGCGCAGGCAGCGGGGAUAGUGGAAGUGCCAAUAUUGACUCGGAACCGUCAGCCCACAGUAGCACAAGCAGCUUCGCGCCUCGGCAGAUGUUGAGCAUCCGUUGA